This is a messenger RNA of Pipistrellus nathusii (Nathusius's pipistrelle), 1710 nucleotides long. Lineage: Eukaryota; Metazoa; Chordata; Mammalia; Chiroptera; Vespertilionidae. The record is from the annotation of a GenBank genome assembly.
AUGUCCCCCCCGGGCUCGGCCGCGGGAGAGAGCGCCGGCGGCGGCGGCGGCGGCGGCGGCCCCGGGGGCCCGGAGGAGCCCGCGGCGGCGGCGGCGGCGGCGGACGAGGGCCCCGCCCGAGAGGAGCAGCGUCCCAUCCAGCCCUCUUUCACCAAGUCCCUCUGCCGUGAGUCCCACUGGAAGUGCCUGCUGCUCUCCCUGCUCAUGUACGGCUGCCUGGGGGCCGUGGCCUGGUGCCACGUCACCACGGUGACCCGCCUCACCUUCAGCAGCGCCUAUCAGGGCAACAGCCUCAUGUACCAUGACAGCCCCUGCUCCAACGGCUAUGUCUACAUCCCCCUGGCCUUCCUGCUCAUGCUGUACGCUGUCUACCUGGUGGAGUGCUGGCACUGCCAGGCCCGCCACGAGCUGCAGCACCGUGUGGACGUAACCAGCGUCCGGGAGCGUGUGGGCCGCAUGCAGCAGGCCACGCCCUGCAUCUGGUGGAAGGCCAUCAGCUACCACUAUGUCCGCCGCACCCGCCAGGUCACUCGAUACCGCAACGGAGACGCCUACACCACCACCCAGGUCUAUCACGAGCGAGUCAACACGCACGUGGCGGAGGCCGAGUUCGACUACGCGCGCUGCGGCGUCCGCGACGUGUCCAAGGCGCUGGUGGGGCUGGAGGGCGCGCCCGCCACGCGCCUGCGCUUCACCAAGUGCUUCAGCUUCGCCAGCGUGGAGGCCGAGAACGCCUACCUGUGCCAGCGCGCGCGCUUCUUCGCCGAGAACGAGGGCCUGGACGACUACAUGGAGGCGCGCGAGGGCAUGCACCUCAAGAACGUGGACUUCCGCGAGUUCAUGGUGGCCUUCCCGGACCCCGCGCGGCCGCCCUGGUACGCCUGCUCCUCGGCCUUCUGGGCCGCGGCGCUGCUGACGCUGUCGUGGCCGCUGCGCGUGCUGGCGGAGUACCGCACGGCCUACGCGCACUACCACGUGGAGAAGCUCUUCGGCCUGGAGGGCCCGGGCUCGGCCGGCAGCGCGGGCGGCGGCGGCCUGAGCCCCAGCGAUGAGCUGCUGCCGCCGCUCACGCACCGCCUGCCGCGGGUCAACACGGUGGACAGCACGGAGCUCGAGUGGCACAUCCGCUCCAACCAGCAGCUCGUGCCCAGCUACUCGGAGGCGGUGCUCAUGGACCUGGCGGGGCUGGCGGCGCGCGGCGGCGCCGGGGCCGGCGGCUACGCGCCCACCUGCCGCUACGGCGGGGUGGGCGGCCCGGGCGCGGCGGGCGUGGCGCCCUACCGGCGCAGCUGCGAGCACUGCCAGCGCGCCGUCAGCAGCUCGUCCAUCUUCUCGCGCAGCGCGCUGAGCAUCUGCGCCAGCCCGCGGGCCGGCCCGGGCCCCGGCCCCGGCCCCGGCGCAGGGCCGGGCUGCGGGGGCAGCCGCUUCUCGCUCGGCCGCCUCUACGGCUCGCGGCGCAGCUGCCUGUGGCGCAGCCGCAGCGGGAGCGUCAACGAGGCGAGCUGCCCCACCGAGCAGACGCGGCUGUCCAGCCAGGCCAGCAUGGGGGACGACGAGGACGACGACGACGAGGAGGAGGCCGGGCCGCCGCCGCCCUACCACGACGCCCUCUACUUCCCGGUCCUCAUCGUGCACCGGCAGGAGGGGUGCCUGGGCCACAGCCACCGGCCGCUGCACCGCCACGGCUCCUGCGUGGAGACCUCACUGUGA